GCGUAUUGUCUUGCGGUUCUCACGUGUUAGUGCACUUUUCCCGGCCUGAUUUGCUGGCUGUUUAUACCGGAGUACCGGUGCUUGAGUGCGGUGCGGUUAGAUCGAUCAGUCUUUGUCAUCCAAGUGACCGCCUGAUUCGGUGAUUAUCAUUGAUUCUCAGCUAAAAUACGGGUAGUUCUGGUCGGAGCUGGCGGAAGGUCAGUCGGGAAAGCUUAGUGUUUAUUUUAUCAGUGUCUAAUUUGGUCCGGUUGUGGUGUUGGUUUAUUAUGGGAUUGGGACAGUUUUCGCGCGUCUCCUGUCGCCGGGAGACGGUGCCGAGUGCCUAGUGAUGUUCUCUGCGCUCGCAUACCAAUUAUCUACGUCAUUUCUUGAAGAACAAAAGUGCGUCACCAAGUGCCACAGCCCCAGCAUAAUGUCGAAGAAGCCGGGCGCGCAGCCCACGCUGCACAAGGUCAUCAUGGUGGGUUCGGGCGGCGUCGGCAAGUCUGCGCUCACGCUGCAGUUCAUGUACGACGAGUUCGUCGAAGAUUACGAGCCCACCAAAGCGGACAGCUAUAGGAAGAAGGUGGUACUAGACGGCGAGGAAGUCCAGAUAGACAUCCUGGACACGGCGGGGCAGGAGGACUACGCUGCGAUACGAGACAACUACUUCAGGUCCGGGGAGGGCUUCCUCUGCGUCUUCUCCAUCACAGAGCCCGAGAGCUUCGACGCGACGCAGGAGUUCAGAGAGCAGAUCUUGCGCGUGAAGAACGACGAGAAUAUCCCGUUCCUGCUGGUGGGCAACAAGUCCGACCUCGCGGACAAGCGCCGCGUGCCGCUGGACGCGUGCCGCGAGCGCGCCCUGGGCUGGCAGGUGCCCUACGUCGAGACCUCCGCCAAGACCCGGGACAAUGUCGACAAGGUGUUCUUUGACCUCAUGCGGGAGAUCCGCUCGCGCAAGUCAGACGAGUCGCGCGCGCCCAACGGCACGCUCAAGGACCGCAAGCGCAGGAAACUCAAGUGCAGCAUUUUGUAGAGACACCCCCCCCCCCCCUCCCCCCACCACCACACCACCACCCACCAGCCAGAAAUGUACGCGGCGAUGCGUCAUGCUUGUUCGGCUAUCCGCGGAUUUUGUUUACUUGUCUUUAGCUAAUUAAUCAAGGGUCCUUCCGAGAUGAGUUCGCUACGUGAUGCGUAGUUGUAACGUGUUCAGUCACACACUGUGUGACUUGUAAUGCUCUGAAUUGUAACCAAUAAUAUAUUUGAGUGAAUAAUUUUACGACUAGGUGAAAUAUAAUAAAAUCUUGAGCUUUUUUUUUAAAAAAAUAAAUACAUAAACCCCGAUAUUGUUCGAUUCUGUUAAAGAGAAAGAUUUAUACAUUUACGUGGAUAGCGAAGGGAUAAGCCGCGAUGUACUAGAAGUAAGCUAUGGCUAUGUAAAAAGUAAUUUGAUAUUCGCCCAUUUUGGUGCUGGCAUUUCUCCCGACCGCGGCGCAGCGCGCCGAUGUGUUGCGUUGCGCUGCGCCGCGGGCGGGCCUUGUUAUAAGCUUCGCUUGCACGUUAUUCGUCUACUCCCGCAGACAAUAACAAAACAUUGGCAUAGAAACUUAUUGAUAUCUUUUUAAUUAAUGUUCUCGAAUAUUUUUAAGCCAGUAAAUAAUUUUUAUUUAAGAAGAAAACGUUGCACCAUAAGACAUCUUAUGGUUUACAAAAAUAGUUGACAUCAUUAAUUUACUUAAAACUAAGUUCGCCCACCUACAGAGCGCAAGUAGAUUUUGGAGCUAGUUUUACACAUAAUCGGUUCCAUAUAUUAUCAUUGUCUAAUAUAGAAUGUUGUAUUUUUGUGAUAUUUGUAUUAGUCGUUAAGUUUCUAUGUCAAUAUAACUGCAGACAUACAGACAGCACUCUGAAGCAUGGACGCUAAUGUAAGUUUUGUAUUUAUUCUAAAGUAAGCGCUAAAUGUAAUGUGUAUGCUGGUUGGAAUGUACGCGACAGCGCGGUAACACUUGUGUAACAUUAUCAACUUUACAUAUUAUUAGUCAACGAAUAUUGUUGUAAAAAAUUGUAAAAUUUAUAAAAUAAAUGGUGUUUCCGCGUUGACGCCUAAUCGUGAAGUCUGCACUGUAGGUCCAUGUUUGUUUAUGUAUUGUCCCUUCUUCUUCCCCACCACGACAGCACAUGAUGUACAAGAUCAAAAUAAAUCGUUAAUGCUUUAAACUCAGUAUUAAUUACAAAAUGUUUCCCUCAUGUCAGGGAUUUAUGCUGUGUUAGUUUCUCAGUAAACUUACUCUAAGGUUUCUCAUGUACAGACAGACUUGUUUCACUAGUAAGAGUAACAUUUUAUAUCAAAAUAUAAUAAAGUGUAUUGUAUUGGCGAGAAACAUGUUUUUACCCCCAAGAAACUUAAGCAUUCUGAAUUAAAUGAACUAUUUGAAGGACUUUUCUUUCUUCAUUUCAAUGUUACACUGUCGUGGUCUCGGGAUGUCACAACUUCAUUUAUAUUUUAUAUUUAAAUUGUAUGUGCUCAUUUUUUACUCGUAAUUGUAGUCAUGUCACUGUAUUGUUAAUUUAUUUGUUCGUUCUAGGUGAUUGGAAAUUUCAAGGGGACGUUGUAUUGCAUAAUGUAUAAUAGCGACAAAAAACGUCGCGGACGUUUAUUUCUCGUGAACUUAGAAUUGCCCUUACAACAAACUUUUCGAUUUCUUAAGAAUAAUCUCGUGAGAAAGGGCAUUAAUAAAUUAUUGCAUUUUUUAGCAAUCAUCAUAAAUCUCGUUUCAACAAUACAGCGCCCUCUUGCGGCCGGCUAGUUGUACUACCGGCUUUAGAUCUGUCAAAUUUAUUUAUUGAAAAAUGUAUGCGAGAUAAUUAUUAUUAUUUACAUUUCGUAUAUUUUCGGCCACAUAACGGCCGGGCCGUUAUCGCGUAAGUCGAUGUUAGGACUCAGCUAGGCAUAGACUACUCGCAUGGGAGUUUGCUUCUCGAAAUAUAAAGGUUCUGACGAUCUACACCACUCUGACUCGGAUCGAAAUAUUGGACUAUGUUCGAAUUUCAUUGAUCUGAUCGACCUUUACUCUAUACAAAAUAAAAUCAAAAAUGAAUCUACGAUUUAGUUCCAGUUUUUAACAUAAAUCAAUAUUUCGAAACUAGUCUUAGUUGCUUAAUAUUAUAUAAUGUGCUAAUUAAAGGACAAGUUGAUAUUAUUAUGCGAUCUCGUCAACCUUGCAAAUACUUAUUAAAUUAAAUGAUUAUAAAUAUUAUAAUGGAUUUGAAUGAAAACCGCCACGCGAUUCAGUGACUUUCGAAUAUAGAAUUUCGAAUGUGGUUAUCAUGUAGCAUAAUACAUAAACAGGUUAUAUAAUUGUGAAUAAGUCAGUUCGUACUGCCAACGUUAUAUAAAUUAUAAAUAGGGUAAACGUUUUGUGUAUGUAUAAACUGUAGUCUCAUUCGUUCACUUGCAAAGCAGAUAUUUUGUGAUUAACGUUUAUAUGUUAACAGGGAAAUAGAGUAUUUUGUAUGGAGCAUUUAUACGUUUCACUGCUGUACUAGACUAUGUAUAAGAGAAACUGGGAAAUGAGAAAACAAGAAGUCAACACAACUACUACAAACGGGAGUCCAAACUGCGGCACAAUAAGCCCGCUGCUAUUUCUAUAAAAAAAUAUUAAGUACAUCACAUUAAACUAUUUUGAAAGGCUUUGUCGAGAUAUAUAGAGACUCAUUCCUAAAAGAACCGAGUCUCGUUUUAUUGUAAUUCCAAAACUGUAUCAUUUUAGCACAGCAGUGGACGUAGACGCUGGUGCCCAGCGUUUUCUACUCAUGUACUGAAUCCUAUAGGUUAGUUUAGUUCACGCGUACGACGUACGGCCACUAGAGGAGGUGAAAAUACAGAAAUAUACUGAUUUGCAAA
This is a messenger RNA of Plodia interpunctella (Indianmeal moth), 3886 nucleotides long. It is a transcript of the gene Rala, whose product is annotated as Ras-like protein A. The coding region runs from base 329 to 1015 and encodes 228 amino acids. Lineage: Eukaryota; Metazoa; Arthropoda; Insecta; Lepidoptera; Pyralidae. Gene Ontology annotation, biological process: Ras protein signal transduction. Gene Ontology annotation, molecular function: GTP binding; GDP binding; GTPase activity. Gene Ontology annotation, cellular component: plasma membrane. The transcript has 5 exons. The record is from RefSeq and is a predicted model, not a curated record.